AUGCGGCCGCCGGGACGGCAAAGGGGUGCGGCGGCGGGGGCCUUGAUGCUGUCGUUGUGCUCAGCCUUGUGUGCUGUGGGAACCUUGGCGGAGGGUGUCACCCCGUCGGAAGCUUUGGAACUCAGAGAAGAGGUUUUGGCGACCGAUCUCUUUGCUCUUCUUCCUCUUUAUUAGCUUGCAAGUGAAGAAAAAAAUGGAGAAUUCGCGGACACGCGAGUUAUUGCGGCGGAUGCUUCGUGGGAGUAGAGGUCGCGUCGGAUUCAGUCGUGGUGUUGUUUGCUUCUAGCAUUUAUUUGGUCAAUUAAAAUUAAAGUGUCGAUGUAAUUCGGAAAGGUGAAAGCACUCUUCCGUUUUCUUGCCAAUGAUGUGUUGAUAGUUGUGGUUUCUUUCAUUUCUCACACCAAAUGAACAUUCUUAUGGACCAUAUGUUGUGCUGAAGAAAAAUUACCAAGCUAAGACGUCACGGUGGGGGGGUGGGGUUCUUGCCUGUGAAAGGAAAAUUAGAAGAGAAGAUUUCGUCAAUUUUACCUUCCAAUACAGCAGCAGAUCUCAAACUUACCUUCAUUCAACUGAACUGAUAGGAUUGGAAAAAAAACCACUGUUUCCAACGGGUGCUGGGUUUUCCAACCUGGUUUAGGUUCUCAAAUCUUUCCUCUUCUGCCAAAGUUACAGUACAAAAGGGUUUUAACUUAUGCUAGUUCAACAACAAAAAAAAUAAUUUUUAUGGGGAAUGCAUAAGCGCAACUAUUUUUAGAAGUUUUCCAUUUAAGACCAUAUUUUCGAUCAAUGAUCUUAUCUUCUUCACCGUAUUAUGUUGGUCCGAAUGACAGUUGAUAUCUGACCUGAGCCUUCCGCAUUUCUGAAAAUAGAAGAUGGUUUGUGUACGGUUUUUUCUUAUAUAUGCACCCAUAUACGCAUGAAUAGUUCUCAAUGAUGAUGAUGAUGAUGAAUUUGACCGUUUUGCAGUUAUUGAUCCUUGGGAAAACAGAUAUUUGCGUGAAUAACUAUGCAUAUGCAAGUUUCUAAUUUGUGAAUUGCCAGACGAAAACAUUUGUCUUUCACACCUGUGCCCUAGGAUAGCCAUGAAAAUAUUUUGCCCAGCUCAUGCAUAUGAUAAUAGAUGAUCCAUCAACAGUGGCAGCUUUGGUUACAUCCGUGCCCUCCUCAGGGUUCUCAUGUUGCUUCUACAGUCAUCGUCUUGUAGAGUUCAGUUUAGCCACGUGUAACAGGAAGACGGCAUCUAUGUGACCAUUUUUUCAGAUACUCGAGUAUUCAAGUGAUUUUUUUUGUGAAACUAUGAUCCCUAUUUUUGCUAAAAGCUGAUUGUUAUUUUGACGGUCGAUAUGUUUCCUUUCAGAAGCAAGAUAGUUAUAUUAUCUUCUGUUUUCCUUUUUAGGUUCGUGAGAUGUUCUACCAUGCCUUUAAUGGGUACUUGCAGCAUGCUUUUCCCCUUGAUGAACUAAGACCUUUUUCCUGCACAGGAGAGGACACACUCGGUGGUUAUGCUUUGACUCUGGUAGUCAUUUUCCUAUAUCUUCUGUUACGGUGAUCAAUAUUUAGUGAAAAAUUAUGAUUAUCUUUUCCCUGUUUCGCCAUCCAACAGAUAGAUUCCCUUGAUACAUUGGCUUUACUUGGGGAUCGGGAGCAAUUUUCUGCAUCCAUUGAAUGGAUCGGGAAAAAUCUUCGGUUUGGCAUUGUGAGUGAUCCUUGGCGCAAGAAGAACGGGUUGAUCCGUAUCAUCUUGACUUGGUUCUGCUUCCUCUCCUUUUUUUUUUUAACAAUACCGAGUCGGGUUCUUCUCCUGCCAGUAUCGAAUAUAACAGUUUGGCAUUGUGAGUGCUACAUUAACGUGAUACAAACAUUUUUCUUUAUCAAUAUUUUUUAGUCUUCUUUUAUGCCAGCAUGUUUUCCAAGGGUCCGAAAAAAAUGAUAUCAUUCUUUGAGGGAUUUCAUUGUUUUAGUUCGUAAAUUUUUUAUGAUUUUGAGGAAAGUGUGUUGCUCUUUGUGAAUAAUGGCCACCUAUCAUGUAUUUUCAGCCAUACCUGGCUGUAAAAUUAAAUUAGUUCUUUAUUGAUAUUCUCUUAGAUUGUAAUUCUCUUUGAUCAAAUACCGCUCGUUAAAUGGCAGGCUUAAAUUUUUUAAUAUUUAUAGAAUCUUACUAAGAGAUGAUAUGUUCUUGAAUAUCAAAGAUUGCAUCAUAUAGCUGGCUCAGGUUUUCGUGGUUGGGCAGCCUAGACCUAUGUUGGUACUCAGAAGUUGAAAAAACUGAGUUGGGGUGGAGCCUAUCCGCACAGUUGAGAUGCUCAUUAUUUUUAGUUUUUAACCAGAUCGUAUCGCUUUCAAAGGGGACAAUAUUUUGCACUUUUUUGCCACAGAUGUUGCAACAGUUUUGUGGUCAUUGAAGUUGAAUACAGGGAAGGAAGAUGUGGAAAAGAAAGAGAGAACAUGAGUAGCCUCACGUAGCCAAGCCUAGUCUUGAAGGGAAUAAUCUCAUCUCGUAUAAAAUCCUCAUAACCUAGGUAAGAGAAUCGGGGUUCCAGAUUAGUUGUUUAAGCUUCAUUAGAAUGAAGCAAGCUCAAUGCAUUCCAAAGUAAGUAGGAAUAGGUAGAACUAAGGAAUGGGGAAAUAAAUAAAUAAAAAUUAUUAAUAAUGAAUCCCAUGACAUUAAGUGAGACUGUCUAUUUUGGAAGAUUUUCCUUGUUUGUGUUCCCGUCUAAUCAAAUUUAAUUUUCUAAAUCUAGGCAGCCUUACGGUUUUCUCUCAAAAGUUUAAUUCCGAAAAUGUUUCAAAAACAACUUUCAAUAACUAAGAUAUUUUUCGAAUAAGUCAUGAUGAUCUUGAUCUAACUUCUAAAAGCUGAAUUUAUGAUGCUAUUUAGUCAUUAUUAAACACAAACGAAACCUAAGAUUUAUACUUUUUGUGGCUGAACGAAACCUAAGAUUCUCUGCGGUGGUUAAAAUUAUAGAGAAUAAUCUUAUGCUCCAUUUCCUUGGCAUGGUAGACAUCUGCUCCAUGAGAGAACAAAUUAUGACAGUAAGCACUGCUGUGAUGCUUUACAAUGCUGUUCAGCUGCAUGUGGCAUAGCUGCAUUUUUUUCCUGAGAUACACCACCUCAGUUGGUUAGGUGAUGUUCUUUGGGUUGCUUAUGUGUUUCUAUUGCCUUAGCUCCUUAUAUAAUGUUAUCUAUUGUUAGCAUUCAAUUUUUUUGCUUCUUAAUGACACCAAUAAUUUUUGACUAUAUUGGACUUCUUAUCUAUGUGAUUUUGCUUUACUUUAGAAUUAAAGUUGCGUUUUUUUUGGUAACUUUCUUGCCUCUGCUAAUUCUUACUUGUGCAGAACAAGACAGUAUCUGUGUUUGAGACAACUAUCAGAGUUCUUGGUGGUUUGCUAUCUGCUCACCUAAUUGCUAGUGAUUAUGCCACGGUAUGCUCAUUCUCUGUUGGUCAGGCAUUAAAAUGAGCUGCUCAAGUCCCUUUAUUUUUUUUCCUCCCCUGUUUGAAAAAGAACUGAUUAUCACCCUUCUCGUCCAUGGAUUCUUCACAACACUGAGAAGUGCAUAACGUGAUAAAAGUGAGGGGUAUGAUGCCAUUUGUGAAGCCCACUGGCCAUCACUUUCCAGAGUACGGUAGAUAAAGGAAAAUUGAGAUUUAAGAUUUCAAGGAAACAAGUGAUGGCUCAUUGGCUUACCCAUUAUGCUCUGAGGUGAGAGCUAUGUGAUUCAUAUUUUAAAAUCUAUCUUCAAAUUAUUUUAUGAAGGGAAUAACUAUUGAAUAUUUGACAAAGUAGAUAGAGUGCUUGUAUUAAAUUAAUAUCAAAAUCCUGAGAAUUGAUGUUUGCAUAAAAUCCAGAAAAUAAGCAACCCUUUUAGUACACAAAUUUUGUUGAGAAUAGAAGCUUUUUAGAGCUGAUAUGAUCUUAGCGAUAGUGUUUGAAUGUAUGUUGCAAUUGGAUACUGACAGGUAAGCACAUGACAUUAGACUAUGGAAACUGUUGCGUAGAGGAUAAAUUGAUGUUAAAAUUAACUGACUUGUUGGAUUACACAAUUUUAGAAGCCUUGAACUUGUCCUCCCUCCAAUUUUCUUUCUUUCCUCGUCAACUCAGUUCUAUUUUAGUUUUAUGAGCUUAAUCCUCGUGAUUAUUCAAAAAUAAGGGUAUGUAGUUGCAACUAUUCUUGUGACGCAAGAGGAAAAUUCAAAUGACACAUCAGCCAUAAUGUUUCAUGGGUUCUUGUAUCUGCAGCGAUUUAAGGGUCCCUAAUCUCUAAUAUGAUGUCAAAAGUUUUUUUUUGUGAUUAAUUCCUCUUGGAACUUUUCACAGAUACUUUUUACCAUUCUGCGCCUCUUAAAAAAUGAAUAAAAAACUGAUGCUUCUAUAGUCGGUGUUGAGUAAUAUCAUUGUGCACUACUAGCCUUCAUUGCAUCCAGAAUCUCGGUCUUUGGUAGAAUUGAGCGGAGUUUGAAUGGAAGUUGUUGGGGAUCGAAUGAGUUGUGGAAGAGCUUUCCAUGGGGGUAAGACGGUAUACCUUUUAAUGGAAAUAUAUAUGUUUUAACGUAGACUUUAUGGCACCAUUGUAUGAAUUUCUCAACGUGAUUCUUUUUACUGAUUUUUCUUAUAUAUAUAUACAUCUACUGCUCAAAAUUGAGUUAUUAUAGCAUUAGUGGCAUUAAAAAUGCCAUCCAUUUUCAGGGUAUGAGGGUUCAGAAUUAUGACGGUCAAUUGCUCCAUCUAGCUGAGGACCUAGCACAAAGACUGCUACCUGCAUUCGACACCCCUACAGGUGCUAUUUCAAAAUUCUCGAUUUGUUAUGAUUACAUGCAGGAACAGGAGGAAUGAAUGUAAAAUUUGUAAACAGCCUAAUGAUCUUUAUUUGGAUAUUGUGAUACCCUUAAGUCUUGGGAACUUUAUGCUUUCUUUAUUUGAAUAAUUAAAGAUUUAGUAAAAAUGAGGGCAAUGUUAGUGAGGACUGAAUCUUGACUUUUGUCUCCACGAAACAAACUUCAAAUGUCAGAAACACUUAGAUGUCAUUGCUUUGAACCAAACCAGAAGUAGGAUGAAGGAGCAGGAGGAGGCAUGAAUCCCUAGUUCUUGUAUCAUCUGGAUGACUUAUAACUUAUGAAGCUAUUCAAGGUCUUUCUGCACCUGUUGGAAGGUAGCAUCCAUCUUAACCGAUAGCACCAUAUGCAGUUGGUCAGAAGUAGCAUCACAGCUGCUGCUGUAGCUGCCCUCUUCUGUCAAUCAUGAGAAUUCAAAAGAACACUGACUUGGAAAAGGAUUCAGGAUCGGGGGGGUCAAGCUGCCAAGUUGUCAAGAGCAGUCUUGACUAGGAAAAAAAAAUUGGGAUAGGUAUGCCCAUUCAGUUUGAUCAGGGCCAAUUUGUGUCAAGUUGGAUUGAAGAGACUAGUUUUGAAUUGGUUAUCUGGAAGCUGUUUGCAGGGAGGUGAUGAAAAUAUAUGCUCAUAUACAGUGUCCACUGAUCUUGCAAUAUAUCCACCCAUGGCUGCCAAAAUAUUUAAGUGCACUUAUUUUUAUCUUUAGAUACAUUUCCAUCCACUAUCUGCGAAAGUUGUGCCUAGUGGAUAUAGAGAGGUCUCCUGUGCUGCGAUAUAGCGUUCUUUAAUGCCAUUUAAUGGGAUAAUGUUGCAGGUAUUCCGUUUGGAUCUGUCAAUCUGAUGCACGGAGUUGAUGAAAAUGAAAGCAAGGUAUCCUAUCUAAACGAUAAACGAAAAUCAGACUAUUGAGUGAUCUAAAAAGCAUUCCCUGUUAACCCAGAGUUGAUUUGGAGAUAUAUGUCACCGUGUCAUAUGAUAUCUGUCACUGUUAGCCACAAACCUGCUUCUUCAUUCAUCUUUCGACAAUCAGCACAUGGCUUUUUUAGGAUUCGACGAAUGAUAUAUGUACUUUGCAAUAGUUACACAUACUUCUGGUCUCAACUUUCACUCCAAUCUCUCUGUACUUGCUUCUUCCAAGCCUAAUGGUAAGACAAUCCCCCUUUACAAUGUGUUGUCUUCUUAUUCAUGAGAUGGUUGGAAAGAUAUCUGUAUAAAGCUGAUGUACAAGACAUACUAAACGUUUGAGUUUUCCAGCUACAAUCACCUUAGAACUUUUAUUAUAUGUUUUCUUAUAAUGGAUUUCUAUUUCCUAAUAUUUUAAUGUUUAUUCUUUGACUCGCUGUGCAAUGAAGUUUCAUAUGCUAUUGCUUUUCUUAAACUUUCGCUGAACCAUCCGUGGUAUGAUUUUAAAAUCAGCAGUUUCCUCCUAUUCUAUGUAGUAUUUAUGUUAGUGGGUAUGUGAAUAUUGGAAAUACUGUUCUCCGUAUUCCAGUGAAGGGCAUUUUCCCACAUUAUCCUUGUUGUUUUUGUUAUUAUCUUGGCUAGCCCAUUGGUUGAUGAAGAAGUAACCAAAAUGAGAAAUUGGCGUUAUGUUAAUUUCUCAUGUUUUCUUUCUUUUAGAGUGCCAAGGAAACUGGUUUGUUAUAGACCUCUGUUCAAAUUUUCUUCAUCUUUUCAUGUUUUUCGCUACUCAUUUCCGUGCAAGUAUUUGUGGGAUUAAUACUAGUACUCAUUUUUUUUCAUGUCUUUCGUUCUUUGCUAGAUGACAUCAACUGCUGGUGGUGGUACCUUGACUUUGGAAUUUGGGGUUCUGAGCCGCUUGACGAAUAAUCCUGGUGUGCUUUUCUUUCUCCCUAUUCUACCAGGUCAUCGUCUUUCUUUUCUAAGCCGCUUGACUUUGGAAAUGCUGGUGUGCAUUUCUAAGCCGCUUGACGAAUAAUCCCUAUGCUGGUGGUGGUACCUUGUCUUUCUUUUCUUAUAAAUUCUAUGAUCUUGAGGAACCUCAUUUCACCAGGUCAUCGUCUAUUCAUUAUGUCACAGUCUGUUCAAAUUUUAUCAUUGUUAGAUACCAAUGUGAUGGUUGCCCUGGUAGAAGCUAGUAACUAGUUUAGCUGGGUUUUGUACCCUGAAAGUACGCCUCUGGUAGCCUUCUCUGUCCUUGAAGACAUUAGUUAGUUCAACAUCAGAGGUAGUACUCUCUUUUCUUUUGGACGUUAGAGCCGUAGACACUCAUCGUCUAUUCAUUAUGUGCCAAACACUGCUCCACUCUAGUUUUAAGCUUGUGAUUUUUAGAAGAGUAUUAUAUGAUCUUCUCAUAUUUUUGACAUUUAUAAUUGAUUAUUUUCUAAGCUGAUAAUGAUACUGUAAUUUCAGUAUAUGAGGAGGUUGCAAAGAAAGCUGUGCAUGGAUUAUGGGCCAGGCGAUCAAGGCUUAACCUUGUUGGGGCUCACAUCAAUGUUUUUACCAGUCAAUGGACGCAGAGGGUUGUAUUCUGUCAUUCAAGUUUUCAGUAACAGUGAUUAUGUAAUGAGUGCAUCUACUUCAUGAAUAAGUAUAGUGAUUUACAUAGCUAGCAAGCUUUCCAAAAAAAUCCUAUAAUUAUCAUACUUAUUUCAAUUCUUAUGAACUUCAUGGCUUCAUCUUUAGACAGACUAUCGUAAGCACAUAUUUCUGAACUUGACAAAUGAAGCCUCUUAUGGCAGCUAUUUGCUUAUCUGGAAGUUCUAUAAUGUCUAUCUUUUCAUAUUAUUUACGAGCUUCUGCCGUUGAUUACCGAAUUUCCACCUAUGUUUGUCAGAUACAUUUUCUUGCAUAAUUAAAAUGACUGGCUAUGGCCUAUAUUUAUGUCCACCUGUGACAAUUCUAUUAAUGAUUCUGUUUCAAAUAAUGCCAAGAAACAACAUUGGCUUUAGAUACACAAUCAUAGACAUUAUUCCCCGGAGAGAGUAUUGGAUGCGAGUCCUGAAUAAAACAUAUUUUUGAUUUCCACUUUCAUUUUCUUAUUGCCUUGGAAGAGUAAUCGGUUUCUUUAAUCCAGUAUUAACUUCUGUGAUUCUCCCGCAGAAUGAAAAUUGCCUUCAGAUCAAUUAAUAGAGGUUCGAGCAGCUUUUGUGAAAACUCAAUCAUUUCCUGAAAAACUAUCUUUGAAUAUUAGCAGAUGCCAUUAUUGGCCCAAUGAUCUUCCCAGUUUUGUAAAAUAACUCAGAAACAAAGUUGCUGAUGGUCACAAAAUGUUAGUGUUUUUGUAGCUCGUCCUGUAAUGGAAUAUAUUUAUUUCCAUCAAACGUUCUCGUAUUUUUCGAAGUGUCUUGUCUUGUUGUUCGUAAUGUAUUAUUAUCUUAUAAUAACAGCACAAAAUUUGAUUUAUUUAAACCUCGGUGUUUCAGAUCACAGCACGAAAUUCUUACUCUAAUAUUAGAUGGAUUAAAUGUACUAUGUAAUUCUAGUGGUGACAUGAACUUAUCGUUUUUGCUAGACCAUGAAAAAAAUCACAAUUUGAUCUCCUAAACUAGUGUUAGUUUGUCCAAUCGCUUUGAUUAGACUUAUCAUUGGAAUGUAAUUGACUUAUUUUUGUAUAGCAUGCAUUAAUGCAGAAUAAUCCAAAUCAUCAAGUAUCUGAAGCCUGCAAGUUUUCCUGCCAUUUCUUCCUGAAAUAAAACUUCUAUAGUCACUUUUUUUAAUUAUCAUGCUGCUUUGGUUGUUACAGGAUGCUGGGAUAGGGACAAGCAUCGAUUCCUUUUAUGAGUAUCUCCUGAAGGUGAGCUCUUAUGUUUUACGCUUGGAUGAACCCAGUUCAUUGUAAAAGUUUUCUCUAUACGAUUUCAUAAAAAAUGAAACAAAUUGAGUGUAUCAGGAAAACUGUGGUGUCCAUAGUUUUUUUCUUUUCAUUAAAAUAGCUUCAUUUAGUUCAGCAUUUGUUUGGAAAAAAUAUCUCAUUGUAGCAUAGAAAAAGGGAUAAAAAAGCUUGGUGACCACUCUGAGAUUGUCAGUUCUGAUCGCCAACAGAUUAAUUAUUUAUUAAAAGAAGGUACAUGAGUUAUCUACGAAGCUACUAAAGGACUUGUGGUGCUAAAGUAAAUCUCAUUGUUUCAGGGAGGAAACUUUGGUUCAGUAUUCAUUUGACAAAUAUAAACAAUUUAUUUCAUAUCUUAGGCAUGGUGGUACAAUUUAUUACUAUAGAGUGCAGUGGGCAUCCAUGAUAGACCGGUGGAUUGUAAGUAAUAAUGAUAUCAAAUAGAAACUUGAGUUAUUUUCCAGAUAUGAUAUCGUAUUUGGAACUUGCUUUGAAGUUCAAAGUUAUACUUUUUUGGUUGUAGGAGAUGAGAUUCCGACAUAUUUGGGGUGUUAAUGAGGGAAAUUACUAGGAAUCGUUUGAGAAGAUAUUCUAGUUAUGAGCCACGUGAACUUGGAAUAGUGUGCAUUGUGACUCACCUUGUUGAUAUCUUGGUAGUAUUGUUCAAAACAGUUCUAUUUGGUUGCCUACUUUGUUUUCACUGCUUUAGUGCCCCCAUAGUCUCAUGUAGGCAGACUUCUUUAAUCAGCUUGAUUGCUGCCGCUUGUGAUACUGAUAAUAUUGUUAUUGAUUAAAUUAUUGUUACUUAUUGAAUAUAUAAUAAGAAUUUUACAUGGUGCCUGUGUCAAAAUAGCAAAAAUCUAGACAACCAUACAGUUUAGGUAAAAUUACAUAAAUAUGUAUUUACGUUUUUUCAGCAAACUGUCAUUAGCAGUAAAUUGCAGCCUCAGGUCUCUACUAUCUCUUCUACCGUGCAAUUAUUCCUUUAAUUUUUGAAUGUGUGAUAGAGAAACAUGAACUUGAAGGCUAUUUUGUGAUUUUUCUCCUUCAAUUUCGUUCUCAUUUUAAGUUAUCAAUAUCCCGUCUCCUUUCUAAAGUUGUGUUACUUUAAGGCAGGCCUAUUUAUUGUUUGGAGAUGAGGAGUAUCUCUUCAUGUUCCAGGAAGCUUACAAAAGUGUUAUGCACUUUCUUCACCUGGAUCCAUGGUAAAUUCUGUAACUGAUCUUUUUUGAUUCCAUGACUUCUUUUCCCUCCCAGCAUACUCUUUAUUUCGUAAGUUGGCAAAAUAUCCAUUCACUCUUCAGGUACGUGGAAGUGAACAUGGAUUCAGCUGUUACCGUCUGGCCACUUUUUAAUAGUCUGCAGGCCUUCUGGCCUGGUCUUCAGGUUUUUGUUAUCUUUUGCCUUUUAACUCCUUCAGGUCAUGCAAUUAUAUGCUGAUCGACUAAUGAUGCCAUGGUUGAAAGGUUUUAGCGGGGGAUAUUGGUCCUGCUAUCCGAACUCAUGCUGCCUUCUUCAGUGUCUGGAGAAAAUAUGGCUUCACACCCGAGGGCUUUAAUCUUGCGACAUUCAAUGUUCAGGUUUCUUGUUCCCAAACCAGGAGUUUUUUUAUUUUGUCAUAUUGUAUGUUUUCAUCUGUCUGAAUUUAUGAAAAUGUUUACUUCAGUUUGGACAGAGGAGCUACCCGCUGCGCCCAGAAUUGGCAGAGAGCACUUAUUGGUUGUUCAAAGCAACAAGAGAUCCUUGGUUAGCACCUUAUCUUUAUAAUGCAAAUGUUUUAUGGUGUUCAUUUUUCUACAGAAGAAAGUUCUUUGUGAAAUUUGCUGUCUUAGGAAUGCUUAAGUCCCAUUCUGUAGGUAAACUGGCAUGCACUCUUUCUUUAGGGCCAUCUUUCACCUAUUUGAGAACACCUCUUCCUUCCAGAAUCAAGUUUAGUCAAGAUACCGUUCCAAAUUUUGAUUCUGAUUGACCCGUGUAGCUAAAGCAAGUCUAGAAUCGAUGUUAUGCCCCAUAAUAUUUAAUUGGAAAUUCCACUGGAUUUCAACAAAUUCUAAUUCUGUCCCUGAAAAGUUUUUUCAGUCUUCUAAAGGUUCCACUGAAUAUUCCUGCUCAUAAUUGAUCCUUCCAUUCAAAUUAUCUGUUGUUGCUUGUUUGCGCAUAAAAAUGUACCUCCUAUCAAAAAGAGGCAAUGAUCUGGCGUGAGAUUGAAGCUACCUCCUGCCUAAUUUAUUUGGAAUGUUACACGGGUAAUUGCUUCUUCCUCUUAGAAAAGCCAUGUCCUUGAUAUCUCUGGAUUCAAAAUAGCCUCUGUUGUCUCCAUGUUUUUACUUCGACACUUUGAACACUUGAUUCCUGAGGUGAUUGGAAUGACUUUAUUCAUUCAAUUCUGUCAUAUCUUUUAUCCGAUUCUCAUGUGUCCCUAGAUUUUCUUGACUCAAUCAAGCUCUCUUCCUUGAGACCUCUAAUUUCGUGGUUUUUAACAGCCUGUUGUUUUUGUCUACAAAGGUCCAAAGUGCAUGACCUUGUGGGUCUGUGCUCUUGGUAUACGUUGAGGCAUCUCGACACAUUCUGUGUUUCUCCAUCUAAUAACCUCUUAAGACACUAAAGACAUUUGUGCUUUAGAUUGGAAUAUUCAUCACGUACAGGGUUACCCAUUCGCUUUUCUACCAAUCCUAUUUCUCUGGUCAUAACCAGAAACCUGGGAGUUAUAGUUGACAAUCUUCAGCUAAGUCAAGGUUUAGAACCUUAAGGUGCUGUCUUGUGAUUAUUUCUGCCCAUAAUGGUAACUGUACUGUGACUAUUUCUUGCGUCUACUGCAUGACACAACAUAAGAAAAUUAAGAUCAUCGGUAGCAAAGGAUUUUAAUUGUAUAAAAUCAUGACACAAACUGUCUGAAAGGGAAGACUGGCGUUUUGCAAUAGUCUUGCUCUUGAUAUUCACCUGUCAAAGGAGUCAAAGCACUUAUCAUCCGUGCAUAUUGUGCAUAUUGUAAUUUUCUCAUGAUGUUUUUCUUUUUGCAGGUAUCUUGAUGUUGGGCGUGAUAUCGUUUCUAGCUUGCAAUAUGGUGCUCGGUGCCCUUGUGGCUACUGCCAUAUAGCAGAUGUAGAGUCUCAUGCGAAGGAGGAUCGUAUGGAAAGUUUUUUUCUUGCAGAAACCGUAUGCCUUUAUCCUUUUCUUCCAUCAAUCGACCUGUUAAAUGUCUACGGUUCUGAUACUAGCGGGUCCACAUAGGAGAAAAGUUUUGAUGUGCUCCUUUUUAGUUGAAUGUUCAAAUAAAAUUCUAUUUGAAAUCGUAAUGCUAUUCGCAUCCUCCUGUUCUAGUUUAACCUCAGUCUUACAAUACUCAUGUAUUGUCUUUGAUUUUUCAUAUGUAUUCAAUUACUUGUUUUUUCAGUGCAAGUAAUGAAAGAACAUUUCAGGUCAAAUAUCUCUGGUUACUCUUUGAUUUGGCAGUCGGUCCCAACAACAUUGUCGAGAAUGGACCAUAUAAGUAUGGGCACAUCAUCCUCUUUGUUAUUUAUAUUUCUGGUUGCGAUGCGAUUAACCUUUACUGUCUCUGUUCUAUCAAAAUCCCAUGCAGGUAUAUCUUCAGUACAGAAGGCCACUUGCUCCCUGCUUCUCCUGAAAUAUCUCUAGUGAAUGAACGCUGCUCUUACUUAGGAGCAUUAUGCUGGGACACUGGAAAGAAGAAGCAUGACAUGCCUUCUAGUCAUCAAGAAAUAAAUAAUUCCAGAUUCCACGAUCAGGCUUACAGUGGUUCCCAUGCCAGAUAUCUCAACAAGCCGAGUUUUGAUUCUCAUAUGAAAUCAAGAGAGUCUCAUUCGGCUUCAGGUUUUAUUAAGGCAAGUACUCUGAGACACCUGUGAUCUUUGGUUUUAACACGAUGCCGACAUUAGAUAGUCUUGAUCUCUCUCCCGUCUUGGGAACCAAAAACUUGCCUCGUUGGCACUUUUCCUUUGGAUCUUUUGUGGAGGAAAUUUAUCCGUUAGUGCUGAAGCUUAACAGUUCUUGAGUGGUGUAAACUCGUAUUGGUUGAUCAUAUUUCUUUAAACCUCAACAGAAUUUUUCCAUAAAAAGUUCAUGAAAUGUUUUUUUGGUAAGUUUCACUGUGCACGUUUAUCCCGUUCCCUACAAAUGUUUAAUGGGGUGGUUUUGCAAUUUUUAGGCGUAUAAAUAAAUAACUUAUCGGACAAUGCCAUCAUGUGUAAGUCGUUUUUUGCAGAGUUUUGUAAAAAUACAAGGACCAAUGCAGAGUAGAAGGCAGUUAGUAGUGGUGAUAAGAGACAGAUUGUGGCAUUGAGAGAUGGAGGAGGUUUCUUAUUUGCUCCCAAGAGACUGCUUUCUUUCUUGUUCUUCCCCAUUUGAAUGAUGCCCAGAGUCUCUUUUUCCUUUUUUAUCUUCUCUUUCUACUCUAAUUUCCUUCCAAGUUUAUUUUUGAAGGAAUUGAAUUUCUCUUUCUUGGGUUUUUUCCGGUUUUAUUUGGUGUGGUUUGCUGAGAGUGAUCCAUCAAUUAGACAUUGCCAAAGAGGAUGUACUCUUAAAAUACUAUUUGAAGGCUGAUUUUGAUCCAAGGUAGCCUGUCAUGGUUAAGUUGUGAUCUCAUAUGAUUUCUAAUCUGCCUCAAGUUAAGAUAGUAUUCUACAGCUUUUCGUUGGGAUCAUCUGAAAUAAUCCGUCGUCCUCUUUUUCAUUAUGGCAGGGCUCUUGCUCAGGGCUGGAUCAUGGCCAGAAGUUUGGCAUAUCAUAUAAGCCUGAAGCAGAAAGAACCCAUGAAAGUCAGGGUGAGAGUCAGCAAGAGAAUGACCUCCCCCAGAGACACUCCGUGGUCUUGGUUUCUGAUUUAAAUGUUAAGCAUGCAGUUGAUUAUGUUAAUGAUGACAUCAAAUCUGGGUCACAUCGAGGUAUCCAAAGCAUGGCUCAGAUUACAGAAAACGAAGAUUCUGAAGAAUAA
Spirodela intermedia is the source of this 13572-nucleotide messenger RNA. The record is from the annotation of a GenBank genome assembly. NCBI's taxonomy places the organism in Eukaryota, Viridiplantae, Streptophyta, Magnoliopsida, Alismatales, Araceae.